Messenger RNA from Megalops cyprinoides (Indo-Pacific tarpon), 3020 nucleotides. RefSeq names its product lipoprotein lipase (gene lpla). The coding region runs from base 153 to 1655 and encodes 500 amino acids. NCBI's taxonomy places the organism in Eukaryota, Metazoa, Chordata, Actinopteri, Elopiformes, Megalopidae. The transcript has 10 exons. The record is from RefSeq and is a predicted model, not a curated record. Gene Ontology annotation, molecular function: lipoprotein lipase activity; apolipoprotein binding. Gene Ontology annotation, biological process: lipid metabolic process.
AAGAAAUUUGAACCCUCGUGCACGGUCAUACCAAACAGUUUUGUGCAAGCAUUUAGACUGCAACAAUCAUUCCAUUUGGAUUAGCAAACCAGUCAGAAAAAGAUAUCACUUUAUUUGGGACUUUCAAGAGAAACAGCUAAACCAACAAUAAUAUGGGAAAAGAAAACCUUUGGCUGCUGGUUAUUUGGAUAUAUUUUGUUAAAACGUGUGCAAGUUUUUCAACCACCACUGAACCAACAUUAUUCAGCAACACAACCGACUGGAUUUUAGACUACAAUGACAUCGAAUCCAAGUUCUCACUGAGAACAGCAGAGAUUCCAGACGACGAUCUUUGCUACAUUGUGCCUGGACAGCCAGAAACCAUAUCACAGUGUGAAUUCAACCUGCAGACACAGACCUUUGUGAUAAUUCACGGAUGGACGGUGACAGGGAUGUUUGAGAGCUGGGUCCCCAAGCUGGUGUCAGCACUGUAUGAGCGAGAGCCCAGUGCUAAUGUCAUCGUGGUAGACUGGCUGACACGGGCUCAACAGCACUACCCCAUCUCUGCUGCCUACACCAAGCUGGUGGGUCGUGAUGUGGCAAAGUUUGUCAAAUGGUUAGAGACAGAGCUACAAUACCCAUGGGAGAGGAUUCACCUUCUGGGCUACAGUCUUGGAGCCCAUGUGGCUGGCAUUGCAGGGCUCCUGACAGACCACAAAAUCAACAGAAUCACAGGUCUGGAUCCUGCUGGCCCCAGCUUUGAGUAUGCAGAUGAGCAGAGCACCUUGUCUCCUGAUGACGCCAACUUUGUGGACGUCCUGCACACCAACACCAGAGGGUCCCCGGACCGCAGCAUUGGGAUCCAGAGGCCCGUGGGCCAUGUGGACAUCUACCCCAACGGGGGAACAUUCCAGCCGGGCUGUGAAUUCCAGAGCACCAUGAUGAUGAUCGCGACCACUGGCUUACAAAACAUGGAUCAGAUCGUGAAGUGCUCCCAUGAGCGCUCCAUCCACCUGUUCAUCGACUCGCUGGUGAACGAGCAGCAUCAGAGCCUGGCGUACCGCUGCAGCUCCAAGGAAGCCUUCAAUAAGGGCCUGUGCCUGAGCUGCCGCAAGAACCGAUGCAACAAGCUGGGCUACGAGGUGAACAAGAUCCGCUCCCGUCGGAGCUCCAAGAUGUACCUCAAGACCCGAGAGAUGAUGCCAUACAAAGUUUUCCACUACCAGCUGAAAGUGCACUUCUUCAGUAAGGACAAGCUGAGCUUCACAGAGCAGCCCAUAAAGGUGUCCCUCUACGGAACCCACAGCGAAAAGGAAGACAUCUCUGUCACUUUGCCCCAGCUGACCGCCAAUACCACCAUCUCCUUCCUGCUGACCACUGAUGUGGACAUUGGUGAGCUGCUGAUGGUGAAGAUGCGAUGGGAAAAAGACUCCUACUUCAGCCUGUCUGAUUGGUGGGGGAACAACAAAUUUAACAUCCGUAAGCUGCGUGUCAAAGUAGGGGAGACCCAGGCCAAGGUGAUUUUCAGUGCCAAAGAAGGGGAGUUUGAGUACCUUGUGAGAGGAGGGAAUGAAGCAGUCUUCGUGAAAUCCAAAGAGGAUCAAAGUAGCCGAAAAGAGGAGAGGCUACACAAACGCAAGAUGAACGGGAGCCUCUUCAAGCAGAACACAAAGUGAACCUGCCUCUGAUUGCAAAAUGUGAACAAAGAAAACAAAUACCAAGGGGUGGUUAUGCAAUGACAUCUGUCUGUGUACUGUACAUGUUGUAUCAGUAUUCUGUAAAGUACUUCUCUGUGACUAUUACUUUCCAUGAAAUUUUCAAGCACAGCCUGUCUGUAUUCAGUAAUUUCACAGAUGCUGUUAAAUUGAUUCACGUCCUGGAACUGUGUUAAUUGUGGCUUUGAAAGCAAAGGGCUAAGCAAACAGAUAUGUUGACAGAGAGUCAAGCUGUUAGCUUCUGUACUUGCAGUUUAAAUUGGGAAAGAUUGUGCUUCCCAAGUGUUUGAUAUUUUUCGCUUUUCUCUGUUUUUGCCAUGCUGUAUGUACUCCAUUGUACUUUUUUGUGCCAUUCAUUUUUCACCAAACACAUAGAUUGCAGUAAUUAAAUGUUUUAUCUUCAGUUUCUGAGAUAACUGAAUUUGUUUCCUGAACUAACAUUAACAUCUCAUGUUACUUGCUGCCAGAAGACAGCUUUACACUAGCUUUAAUUUCACACAAAAAUGAUGACAUUUGCUUUACAUAGGCCAAGUAUCUAGAAGCCUAAAUCUAUAGAAGAAAACCUGUCAAUGUUGCCAAUCCUAGACCUGAACCACUAAUCAUCACAGGGACCAAAGGUAGUCGUUUGUACCUAAUUCUGUUACAAUAAUUGUUCUAUUGUUAGCAUAGAGGUUUAUUAAAUGUUUAUUGCCAUUGCACAAAACUAUGACAUACUGCUUGUUCUAUUUGAAUUUGGCUGUUGUGAUUGGCACAGGUCACUUUAAGGGAUGCAGUCAGUGAAUUAAUAGUCUACUGUGGAACCAACCAGAUCACUGAAUUGAAGUCCUUUUCACUGAAGCUCCUGGUAUUUUGAGGACAGUGGUGGCCACAACUUCAGGAGAUUGUUUAAAUGUUUCCAGAGUUUAAUACUACACAAGACCUUUGCCUUUUCCACAGCUGGUCUGAACUGUUUAGCUGUUUAGGCACGCCUUUUUGAUUUUCACUGAGAGGUCAAACUAAUGUUCCAUGAAAGGCAAAGAAACUGGUCAAGACCUGGGUGGACUGCUUUGCAUAAUAGCCAUCAUGUAUCUGAAGACUUCAUAUUCUAUUUAUUGAAUGUAUAUAUCUGUAUAUUAAGCUGUAAUAUAUUGUGGCAGGUUUCUGAUACUGUCAUUUUUGUUUUAUUUUAAACAUUGCAAUGCUUAUGUUUUUUAAUGAGCUUUUUGAUGAAAGUGUACAGCCUGAGUAGACUGGUCUUUGUGCUGUGCAAGUGCAUUUAUAAUUUUGAUUCAAUGUGUAGUGUUCUGUAUGAAAAACAUGAAAUUGUAAUAAACUGCUUACACAUUA